CGCUUUUUAUGAAUAGCGGCUUAACCCUGGUGCGUGCGAGGACUGAGGCAAAUGAUACAAGUGAUACGGGUGUGGGGUCGGUUGGACCCAAUUUGUGAAACACAAGGGUUAACGACUUGGUUAUAUUUGCAUGCCGAAAUCGAAAGUAAAAGUAGCAGUCCCUUCACGUCUAUUUCACGCCUUGUUUUGUUAUAACUAAGCCACAGAAGUGAGCAGGUCCCUCCUGGACUUGAAUCACAUCUAAAACUCGCCUCCUCGGGAGAAAUUUUCACCGUUUUUUAGUGACUAUAUUUAUGUCACUUCUUAUUCACUUGGACCCAAUCGGUAAACCGAGAGUUACAAUCGCUGCUUUAACAGGUAAUCGGAUGAUUUUUUUUUUGGUUUUGGGUCUUCUUUCUUCACCCGGCUGCACUGCUGCCGUUUCAGAGACUUUCACAGUUUCAGUAAAGUCUCCUGUCUCAGUCCAGCGAGGCCAUACAGCCAUCUUACCCUGCUGGCUCACCUUCUCUGAGAGUGCAGAAGAUAUGGAGGUACUCUGGUAUCAAGGGAGUGAUCAAUUUGGUACUCCAGUCCUGCUUUAUAAGGCAAGAACUUUAGACUAUUCAUCCCAGAAAGCUUCAUACGCUGGACGAGCCUCAUUUGGCUUGAAGGAAGAAACAUCAGGUGGAUUAAAGGCAGGUGAUGUCAGCCUGAAACUGGAAAACGUCACAAUUGAAGAUGCAGGAAAAUAUAUAUGCGUUGUCAGCAGCUUUGAUGAUUCUGACAGUGCAUCUAUUAGUCUGACUGUGACAGAAACUGGACACCAACCUCUCCUGUCAGCAGUGAUGAAAGACGAUAACAAAGUUAAUCUGAGCUGCCAAUCUGACGGCUGGCAUCCAAAGCCUGAGCUGAGCUGGUCAGACAGCAAAACAGCUCUCAUUCCUGGUAAUGUGAUGUUUAGCAAAAACUCUGCUGGUUUUUAUUCAGUCCAUAGUUGGGUUCUGGUCUCCAGUCCCUCUGAGGUCUCCUGCUCUGUUGGGCUCUUCAAUGAAGAACCAAAGGAGACCAGAAUGCGUCAGAAAAAUUCAUUAGAAGAAGAGUCAGGAUCGUCCUCAGCUGGAUGGGUGGCCUUUGGGAUACUUCUGGUUGUAUUAGCUGCUUUCGGAGCCUUGUACUUCCUGUACUUCAGGAAGAAAGCUAACAAGUCCAAAUCAGGAAAUGACACAACUGAUGGGGCCAAUCUCACAAACAUUCCUGAAGAGAAUGAACCACUUCUGUCAAAAACAACACGGCACUCAGCAGCUCUAUUGGAAGCAUCCAAGCAUUAUGAGCAUGUUCAACUGGUGGACACAGGCAAUCCACUAAUAAAAAUGAAGGAUUCUGUACUGAGAGAAAAUGCUGAUGCAGAGUUUCCAGAUGGAGACAGAGUCACUUGUCUCACUGCAGUCAGAGGAUCACCUGGUUUCUCUUCUGGACGACACUACUGGGAGGUUUGCUUACAAAAUUCAAGUGCAGCCCUCAAGAAGUCCUGGUGGAUCGGAGUUACAGAU
Molecule: messenger RNA, 1529 nt
Organism: Poecilia latipinna (sailfin molly)
Lineage: Eukaryota; Metazoa; Chordata; Actinopteri; Cyprinodontiformes; Poeciliidae
Product: butyrophilin subfamily 2 member A2-like
Exons: 10
Biological process (GO): T cell receptor signaling pathway; regulation of cytokine production
Cellular component (GO): external side of plasma membrane
Molecular function (GO): signaling receptor binding
Source: RefSeq, a predicted model, not a curated record